Archocentrus centrarchus (flier cichlid) is the source of this 3348-nucleotide messenger RNA. RefSeq names its product 3-hydroxy-3-methylglutaryl-coenzyme A reductase-like. Gene Ontology annotation, molecular function: protein binding; hydroxymethylglutaryl-CoA reductase (NADPH) activity; NADP binding. Gene Ontology annotation, biological process: sterol biosynthetic process; isoprenoid biosynthetic process; coenzyme A metabolic process. Lineage: Eukaryota; Metazoa; Chordata; Actinopteri; Cichliformes; Cichlidae. The record is from RefSeq and is a predicted model, not a curated record. Gene Ontology annotation, cellular component: peroxisomal membrane; endoplasmic reticulum membrane.
GUGCCAUCGUUCCAUCGGUGGGCGAACUGCAGCAGCCGCAUUUAGUCGGUGCUUUGUAGCUCAGUCAGCGUAAUCUGCGGUCAACUUCAUGUCGUAAGGAAGACUGGAGUUUUUCAUCAAACUUCAAGCAGUAAUCAUUAUCUUACCGCGCUCUGUUGCAUCAUGCUGACUCGUGUGUUCCGUGCCAUGGUCUUUUGGUGGCCUCUCACCCCGUGGGAGGUGAUUGUUGGAACAGUCACCCUCACUAUCUGUAUGUUGUCCAUGAACAUGUUCACUGGGAAUGACCAGAUCUGUGGCUGGAAACUUUGAUUGCCCCCAAAACAGAGGGAAAUUCUGAGCAGUGACAUCAUCAUCCUGACUAUUACACGUUGUAUCGCUAUCGUCUAUAUUUACUUUCAGUUCCAGAACUUGAGACAGCUGGGAUCCAAAUAUAUUUUAGGCAUUGCUGGCCUUUUCACCAUAUUUUCCAGCUUUGUAUUCAGCACAGUUGUCAUUCACUUUCUUGAUAAAGAGCUCACUGGCCUCAAUGAGGCUUUGCCCUUCUUUUGCUUCUCUGACCUCUCAAAAGCAUGCACUCUUGCCAAGUUUGCCUUAAGCUCUAGUUCUCAGGAUGAAGUGAGCAACAUUGCUCAUGGAAUGGCAGUACUAGGACCUACCUUUACUUUGGAUGCUCUUGUGGAGUGCUUAGUGAUUGGAGUGGGAACCAUGUCAGGUGUAAGGCAGUUGGAAAUCAUGUGCUGCUUUGGAUGCAUGUCUGUCUUGGCCAACUACUUUGUGUUCAACUUUUUCCCAUCAUGUGUCUCACUGUUGUUGGAGCUGUCUCGUGAGAGUCGGGAGGGCCAUCCUAUCUGGCACCUAAACCACUUGUCCAGAGCAAUGGAGGAGGAGGACAACAAACCCAACCCUGUAACACAGAGAGUCAAGAUGAUCAUGUCUCUCGGCCUAGUGAUGGUUCACGCUCAUAGCCGCUGGAUCGCUGAGCCAUUGUCCAUAAACUCUACAGUGGAAGUGCUAGAUGUUGGCAUGGAGCUGGACCACCUCUCACCCAGGAGGAUCGAGCCAAAUAAACCUCUUUGGCAAUUCUACCGCACAAGGAUGAUAACCAUGGACAUAGAACAAAUGAUCUGCCUGGCAUUGGCCCUGCUGCUAGCUAUCAAGUACAUCUUCUUUGAGCAGUCUGAGAUGGAAUCUACACUGUCAUUGAAGAGCCCCAUCUCCCUUUCCACCCACACCUUAAAUCUUCCAUGUCCAUCUAAGAUGUGCUGCAGGCAGGAUGUGCUUACUUCACAAUCCCUAACCCACACCCCUGCUCAGAAUAUGGCUGUCCCAGGACCUGCCCAUAAGGAAGAGAGAGAUGAGGUUAUCCGGCCUCUGUCUGCUACGGACACUAAUCACCAACCAAGGACCUUUUUUGUAAUGGGGGAAGAAGAAGGAGAAUCCAAGAAUGAGACCACUCAGCCUAGCAUCCCCCAAAAGCUCAGACCCCUCGAUGACUGUGUGGCCAUCUUCAACAACCCUAAGCUCGGCCCUCGUUUUUUGAGUGAUGGUGAGGUGAUGCUGCUUGUCAGCUCUAAACACAUCCCUGCCUACAAACUGGAAGCCAUGAUGGAGACACCAGAAAGAGGAGUGGCCAUUCGAAGACAGAUGGUAUCAGCAAAGCUUCCCUGUCCCUCUGCGCUCUCCUGUUUGCCAUACACAGAUUAUGACUACUCAAAGGUUGUAGGCACCUGCUGUGAGAACGUGAUUGGCUACGUGCCCAUACCUGUGGGUGUGGCUGGACCGUUACAUCUGGAUGGGAAGCAGUUCCAGGUUCCCAUGGCAACGACAGAAGGCUGCUUGGUAGCCAGCACCAAUCGCGGUUGUCGAGCAAUUGCACUGGGUGGUGGAGCCAGUAGUUGUAUCUUGGCUGACAGCAUGACUAGGGGACCUGUAGUGAGACUACCCUCUGCCUGCCGCGCUGCUGUGGUCAAAGCCUGGCUGGAGAGCACAGAUGGUUUUCAGGCCAUCAAAGAAGCCUUUGACAACACCAGCAGGUUUGCUAGGCUUCAGAAACUGCUAGUUGGUCUGGCUGGGAGAAAUCUUUAUAUCCGCUUUCAUUCUAAGACUGGAGAUGCCAUGGGGAUGAAUAUGAUCUCUAAGGGUACAGAGCAGGCUCUGAGAAUACUGCAGCAGCACUUCCCAGAGCUGCAGGUGGUGGCUGUCAGUGGGAACUACUGCACAGACAAGAAGCCAGCUGCCAUCAACUGGAUUGAAGGCAGGGGCAAGUCUGCUGUCUGUGAAGCCACCAUCCCUGCUGAGGUGGUCAGAGAGGUUUUGAAAACAACCACAGAGGAUCUGGUGGAAAUUAACAUCAGUAAGAACCUUGUGGGUUCAGCCAUGGCAGGUAGCAUUGGUGGAUUUAAUGCGCAUGCAGCCAACCUGGUCACUGCCAUCUACAUAGCAUGUGGACAGGAUCCAGCUCAGUCAGUGGGCAGCAGUAACUGCAUCACCCUCGUGGAGUCAUCAGGUCCAACAGGGGAGGACCUGUACAUCUGCUGCACUAUGCCAUCUAUAGAACUGGGCACUGUAGGAGGAGGAACCAACCUGCUUCCCCAACAAGCCUGUCUCCAGAUGCUGGGUGUGCAAGGAGCCAGUGAGGACUGUCCAGGGGAGAAUGCUCGGCAGCUGGCCAGGGUUGUGUGCGCCACCGUACUGGCUGGAGAGCUCUCACUGAUGGCUGCUCUGGCUGCUGGGCAUCUGGUCAAGAGUCAUAUGACCCACAACAGAUCUAAAGUAAACUUGCAGCAGACUUCAGGAACGUGUUCGAGGGAAACGUCCUGAAGGAACAACUUGGCCUUCUUCAGAAAACUUGCAUUACUGAUCAAAGGUUUUACAGCCAGAAAAAAUGUGGACAGUCUAAAAAGGAUAACUCAGUCAUCAAUGACUGAGGACAAUAGACACACUCCAAGUGCUUUCAAAGAGACUUUCUGCAGACCAGUUUCUAUUCUGGACAUGGAAAACGUUAAUCACCAUUUUUACUUUCUGCAUCUGGUUGUUUGAUAAGACUGUUGGUUCUGAACAAUCACAGAAUGGGUUUUUGGAUUCAAAUUAAACCUUUCUACCAACGCCACUUUGAGAACUGUGAAUACAGAAACAAUGAUACCUGCAAGAGGGACUUUAUGAUUAUUAAAUUUAUGAGAUAUGGGUAUUGGAUGUCAGAAGAAAUGCUAUGUACCACAGAUUGUGUAUUGUUUCAUUUCUUUGUCACAGUUUGUGAAUAUCACAGAGACACAUUGUGUUUCAGUUAUUAAUCAUUCAAUGCACUUCAGUCUUUGGGAAUUAAUCAAUAAAAAUGUCAAUGACAUUAGA